GCGGCGUGUGUAGCCUCCUGUCCGCGGGGAUCGCGGCUCUCCAGGCCCGGCGGAGCCGGACUCGGACUCGGACUCCGGCUCGGGCGGGAGCUGGCGGCAGCGCCUGGCUGGAUGCGGCGGCCCCCACGGGCGCUCUGAGACCCGCAAGAUGCGCGCUGCUCUGCCCAGCCUGCUGGCCUGGCUGGCGAUGCUGCUGCUCUGGAGGGCGGCGCGCCCGGCCGCCGCCUGCAGCUGCUCCCCGGUGCACCCGCAACAGGCCUUCUGCAACGCGGACGUAGUGAUCAGAGCAAAGGCUGUCUCCGGAAAAGAGGUGGAUUCUGGGAAUGAUGUUUAUGGGAAUCCGAUCAAACGGAUCCAGUACGAGAUCAAGCAGAUAAAGAUGUUUAAAGGACCUGACAAGGACAUAGAGUUAAUUUACACAGCUCCUUCGUCGGCUAUGUGCGGGGUGUCACUGGACACCGGAGGGAAGAAGGAAUAUCUCAUUGCAGGCAAGUCCGAAGGCAACGGCAAGAUGCACAUCACACUGUGUGACUUCAUUGUCCCUUGGGACUCCCUGAGUGCCACCCAGAAGAAGAGUCUGAACCAGCGGUACCAGAUGGGCUGUGAGUGCAAGAUCUCCCGCUGUCCCUCCAUUCCGUGCUUCGUCUCCUCGUCGGACGAAUGUCUCUGGACAGACUGGGUGACGGAGAAGAACAUAAACGGGCGACAGGCUAAGCAUUACGCCUGCAUCAAGAGGAGCGACGGCUCGUGCGCAUGGUACCGUGGCGUGGCCCCACCCAAGCAAGAGUUUCUCGACAUUGAGGACCCCUAAGCUGAAUAGCUGCAUUCCAGUACCCAAUAGAAAGGCCUGCAAGAAAUUAGACUGGUCCACCUCUGACAUCACUUCCUGGAAACAGCAUGAAAAUACAGUAUCCCAAGUGGGUCCCAAUCGGGGUGAUUAAAUGCCACGUGCUUCCAAAGUGGGGUGAGGGGCCACUCCAUUGUAUUUAGCUCCCAGCAGUGCUUUCCCUUUCCUUCCUUUCACAGAUGCAGUGGGGCAUGGGAUGGCUUCAUACUGGUCGGACUUUGAUCCAUGAGAUCCCAGUGCUGUUCUGGAGGAAACCAGAAUGCUCGAGGGUCGAUGUGUCUCAUUCUGUGUAGCAGGCCUACCAGGUUCCCCUCACCUGGGGCUGGAGUGUCCCUUGUUUUGGGUAGCUCCUGCCCCUCGAUCCCCCAGCACAUUGGCGUCUCUUUUUCAAGCAGCCUUCUCCACUGCCAGAGGACGGACCAACAUUCCCCAGAUCUCCUUUGUAAGCCCUCUAGUCUCACUGCUCCCCUGGUCACAUGCACCCCCACCUCUUGGGCUAGACGGGAGAGUCAGCGAAAGGUAGCACUGGCUGAGUCCCAGCUGGACUGCAGGGGCCAGGAAAGGAUUAGGCUCUAGUGAAGUCUCCUUAGCCAUUUGUCAAGUAAGAUAAAGGCCCUUUGCACUGACAGUGUCCCUGUGGUCCCCAGCAUCAGCAUCUUUUGAGGGGGACCAGAGGGUCCCCGUCUCACUCAUUUGCAAGCAGUGUUGUUGUUUCAUGCAUCCUUCCAAGUCAGAGGGUGCUGAGGUUGGACCUCUGGGGUGGCGCAUGCGUGAGACCCCUGCAGACUUUGGUCCUGCGCCUUCAUCCUGGCAGUUUACUAAGGAAAGCAAAUCCCCUGGUGGGUAUGUGUGUGCCUUGCUGUGGUGUAGCUGCCGGAUCUGUGUCCUAGUGUAGGCUUGUGCCGUCAGCAUAGUGCUAAUGCCAAGUUCCAGGUGAGGGGAAGGGCUUGGUUACCGUAUAGCCUGUAGGAUUAUGCAGACAGCAGAGGUAUUAUUGUGAAUUCAUUGCUCAGCAGGACAAUGAACUGAGAGCACUCUAGCCCCACAGACGGUGGCGUGCUGACAAUGACCCAUAGCUACUUCCCUUGCCGAGAGCCUUUAUUCCCAGCAAGGUGCAUGAAUGCAGGAGCUGGCGAUCGGAGGCAUAUUCCAAGUGCUCUGCCGAGAAGGAGCAUGGUGAGAGACCCCACAGGACGAGGUAGUUUUCUAUCCACUGAUGGCUGUUUGCUGAUUGCAGUUGUGAGGCUCAUGGCAGUGAGCUGUGAUAAAAGUCAAGCUUUUCAGACCCUCUUCUCCUACGCAGUGAGGGUGCGCGUGCACACACACAACAUACCUG
This is a messenger RNA of Gopherus flavomarginatus (Mexican gopher tortoise), 2183 nucleotides long. It is a transcript of the gene TIMP2, whose product is annotated as TIMP metallopeptidase inhibitor 2. Gene Ontology annotation, biological process: negative regulation of membrane protein ectodomain proteolysis; negative regulation of endopeptidase activity. Lineage: Eukaryota; Metazoa; Chordata; Testudines; Testudinidae. Bases 149 to 811 code for a protein of 220 amino acids. Gene Ontology annotation, molecular function: protease binding; metalloendopeptidase inhibitor activity. Gene Ontology annotation, cellular component: extracellular matrix. The record is from RefSeq and is a predicted model, not a curated record. The transcript has 5 exons.